GGCGGCGCGGAGCGAGGGGCUCACGUACGGCCCAGCGCUGGGAUUUCUCGGCUCGCGAGGAGAGCGGAGCAGGCGCGCGGCCCGGGCGGGGGAGCGCGGACUCUGGAGCAGCCGGAGCUGGAGGAGGAGGAGGAGGAGAGGCGGCGGGGACGCAGGAGGCGGGGGAGAGCCGCUCCCGCCCGGCGAGCAUGGGGCGCCUGGCGCCGAGGCCGCUGCUGCUGGCGCUCCUGGGGCUGGCUCUGUGUCGAGGGCGUGUGGUGAGAGUCCCCUCGGGGAGCCUGGUGCGGGUGGUGGGCACCGAGCUGGUCAUCCCCUGCAACGUGAGCGACUAUGACGGCCCCAGCGAGCAGAACUUCGACUGGAGCUUCUCGUCUUCGGGCAGCAGCUUCGUGGAGCUGGCCAGCACCUGGGAGGCGGGCUUCCCGGCCCAGCCGUACCGGGAGCGCCUGCAGAGGGGUGAGAUCCUGCUGCGGCGGACCGCCAACGAUGGUGUGGAGCUCCACAUCAAGAAUGUCCAGCCCUCGGACCAGGGCCACUACAAGUGUUCCACCCCCAGCACCGACGCCACCGUCCAGGGCAACUAUGAGGAUAUAGUGCAGGUUAAAGUGUUGGCCGAUGCCCUGCAGGUGGGUGCAGUUGCGCCGCCCGAGCCGGGCCUGAGCCUGCGCCUGGGUGAGCCGUUCGAGCUGCGCUGCUCGGCCUCCACGGCGUCGCCGCUGCACACGCACCUGGCGCUGCUGUGGGAGCUGCAGCGGGGCACGGCCCGGCGGAGCGUGCUGGCCCUGACCCACGAGGGCCGCUUCCGCCCGGGGCCCGGCUACGAGCAGCGCUACCGCGUGGGAGACGUGCGCCUGGACACCGUGGGCGCCGACGGCUACCGCCUGUCCGUGGCCCGCGCCCUGGCCGCCGACCAGGGCUCCUACAGGUGCGUGGUCAGCGAGUGGAUCGGAGAGCAGGGCAGCUGGCAGGAGAUUCAGGAGAAAGCCGUGGACGUGGCCACCGUGCUGAUCCAGCCGACAGUUCUGCGAGUGGCUGUGGCCAGGAAUGUGUCUGUGGCUGAAGGAAAGGGGUUGGACCUGACCUGCAACAUCACAACCGACCGAGCAGACGACGUCCGACCCGAGGUGACAUGGUACUUCAGCAGGACGCCUGAUGGCGCUUGGCCUGGCGCCCCCGUGCUGGCACGGCUGGACCGGGAUUCCCUGGUGCACAGCUCUCCUCACGUGGCCCUGAGUCACGUGGAUGCACGCUCCUACCAUUUACUGGUUCGAGACGUUAGCAAGGAAAACUCCGGCUACUAUUUCUGCCACGUGGCGCUCUGGGCACCCGGACACAACAGGAGCUGGCACAAGGUGGCAGAGGCCAGGUCUGCCCCAGCCAGUGUGGAUGUGACCUGGCUAGAACCAGACUAUCAGGUGUACCUGAAUGCUUCUAAGGUCCCCGAGUUUUCAGACGACCUCACGGAGCUGGAGUGCCGCAUAGUGGACAUGAAGAGCUUGCAGGCCAGCGUCCGUUUCACGGUGUCCUGGUACUACAGGGUGAACCGGCGCAGCGAUGACCUGGUGGCCAGCGAGCUGCUUGCAGUCAUGAACGGGGACUGGACGCUGAAGUACGGAGACCGGAGCAAGCAGCGGGCCCAGGACGGAGACUUUAUUUUUUCUAAGGAGCGUACGGACACGUUCAGUUUCCGAAUCCAAAGGACCACAGAGGAAGACCGAGGCAGUUAUUACUGUGCUGUGUCCGCAUGGACCAAACAGCGUAACGACAGCUGGGUCAAGAGCAAGGACGUCUUCUCCAAACCCGUCAACAUAUUUUGGGCAUCGGAAGAUUCCGUGCUUGUGGUGAAGGCAAGGCAGCCAAAGCCUUUCUUUGCUGCAGGAAAUACAUUUGAGAUGACGUGCAAAGUGUCUUCCAAGAAUAUUAAGUCGCCGCGCUACUCUGUUCUCAUCACCGCUGAGAAGCCUGUUGGGGACCUCUCCAGCCCCAAUGAAACCAAGUACAUCAUCUCCCUGGACCAGGAUUCCGUGGUGAAGCUGGAGAACUGGACAGACGCAUCGCGGGUGGAUGGCGUUGUGCUAGAGAAGGUGCAGGAAGAUGAGUUUCGCUAUCGAAUGUACCAGACUCAGGUGUCGGACGCGGGGCUGUACCGCUGCGUGGUGACAGCCUGGUCUCCUGUCCGGGGCAGCCUGUGGCGAGAAGCAGCAACCAGUCUGUCCAACCCUAUUGAGAUCGACUUCCAGACUGCUGGUCCUAUAUUUAAUGCCUCCGUGCAUUCAGACACACCGUCGGUUAUCCGGGGAGAUCUGAUCAAGCUGUUUUGUAUCAUCGCUGUUGAAGGAGGAGCGCUGGAUCCAGACGACAUGGCCUUUGACGUGUCCUGGUUCGCGGUGCACUCCUUCGGUCUGGACAAGGCUCCCGUCCUCCUGUCUUCUCUGGAUCGGAAGGGGAUUGUGACCACGGCCGAGAGAGACCGGAAGAGCGAGCUCAGCCUGGAGCGUGUCGGCGUGCUGGAAUUCUUGCUGCGAGUCCAUGGCUCCGAGGACCAGGACUUUGGCAACUACUACUGCUCCGUUACCCCGUGGGUGAGGUCCCCAACAGGCUCCUGGCAGAAGGAGGCAGAGAUCUACUCCAAGCCCAUCUUUGUGACUGUGAAGAUGGAUGUGCUGAACGCCUUCAAGUACCCGCUGCUGAUCGGCGUGGGCCUGUCCACCGUCAUCGGGCUCCUGUCCUGCCUCAUCGGGUACUGUAGCUCCCACUGGUGCUGUAAGAAGGAGGUCCAGGAGACAAGGCGUGAGCGCCGCCGCCUCAUGUCCAUGGAAAUGGACUAGGCCACGCCGGGGGAGCCGCGACAGGGGCGGUCUAGGAGCGACGGGGCGGGAGGAGGACCGCGAUCUUUUUCAUGCGCAGUGUGUGACACUAGAAGCCAGUCCUCUCCGAUCUCAGGUGGGACCGGGCGCUCUCUCCCCCCCGCAUGUCAAGUUCUGAGCGCGGACACGUUUACCAGCCCACGACUCUUCUUCCCACGGCACUUUCUGGUAGAACAAUCGCGUGUGUGUGUUCCCGGCUGCGGCUUUUUAAUGGUUACCCUUUGUCUAAUUUUUUUCUCCUACCGGUUUAUAGAUCUCUGACCUGUGUGUGUUUGUAUGUUUGGUUUCGAGGGGUCGCGGUGAGGAAGGACGGUGGCUCUCAGAGUUCUUUGUCUUAGGUGAGGACAGAGCUGCCCGCCGGAGCCAGCUUCCGUGUCGGGCCCGUGUUAGGAGGGCCGCUAGACGAAGCCGUCCGCCCCGGCCCAGCGACAACACAGACCUGUGCCGCAGGCUCAUUCGUGGCUUUGACCACCCUACCCACCCCAUAUUUUCAGGGGUUUAGACAUUUGAAAUCUAAACUUGCAGUAUGUAACUUCUUACUGAGCCCAAAUGCUUUUUUUUUUUCUUUUCCUUUUCCUUUUUUUUUUUUUUUUUUUUUUUUUUGCUUCUCUGCCCCCUUUCCAUUUCUUUCGUAUUUGCUUUAUGUGAGCGUGCUGAAAUGGCCCUGGAAUCUAGAAUUUGGCUCCCCACCAAGCACCUUAUCUUGCCACCUUAGCCUUAAGAAUGAAUAUGAAGAAAAAUACACAGCCACCUCUUGUCCGGGGCAGUAAGAAGGUCCUCAAGGAAGACGAGGUUGGGGACAAGGGAAGGAGCAGGCCCUCACUCCGAUGGUUCUGAGGCCGCCGUGCCUCAGGGGGCCCCAGGGAGCGCAGAAGAGGGUCCUGGGGGGUCAGCUGUCCUCGGCUCGGGCCAGGAGUGUCGGGGGUGCCGGGGCUGUGUCUGGAGGAGGACGCCACCUCAGUCCCCCUCUCCUGCCCUUCGUGGGAGGCGAAGGCCUCGGCCACCGAGGGACACCCACACGUGUACCCCACGUCCUUCGUGGCUGCUUGGCCUCCUUAAUGUGAAGGUGUAUUGCUGCUUGCAAGACUGACCGACUUCACAGAAUCAGAAAUUGCCUGGAAGAACCGUGCAUUUUCCAUGACCUUUUCAGCCCUUCAAGUCGUCGUAAGACCCCCCGCCGGGGGUCAGCGAGCAAGGGUACGCUUUGUGGCAUGUUUGCUUUCCUGUUAGGAACACGAAGGAAACCAGCAAUUUACUGCCGUGUGAACAGCCUACAAAGUAGAUCUGAGAGCAAUCCGUUUUGCCCGACUGCUCGUACCCGGAGUAGGACGCGGACCAAAAGAGCUCCUCUGCUCCCCGAGGCAUCUGCCCCUGCAUAGCACUGGCCUUUCGGAAGCAUCCCAGUGGGCUUUCUGAGGCUCACUGGUGAGUCAUGCCCCGCAUUGCAAUCCUCUGCGCUUUCAUCCUGGCUCUGACGGAUCUCACGCUGCUCUGUCUUCCGAAGGGAAAAAAGAUUCGUUUGUUUUGAGCAAUAAAGUCCUACAAAAUGA
Messenger RNA from Leopardus geoffroyi (Geoffroy's cat), 4417 nucleotides. It is a transcript of the gene PTGFRN, whose product is annotated as prostaglandin F2 receptor inhibitor. Lineage: Eukaryota; Metazoa; Chordata; Mammalia; Carnivora; Felidae. The transcript has 9 exons. The record is from RefSeq and is a predicted model, not a curated record. The coding region runs from base 189 to 2828 and encodes 879 amino acids.